CAUGUGGAACCCGGACCUCUUCCAAGAUCUGGAGCUUGGGAGAUGGUACUGUCCCUUCUACUGGUUCCUUUCCUACCACAUCUACGGCCUCUCCAACUGGGUCGUUGCCUGCAUGACCUUCGACAAGUUUAUAGCCGUCUGCUUCCCGCUCAAGGCAUGCACGUGGUGCACGAAAACCCGCGCGAAGAUCUCUGCGGUUCUGAUUGUACUCUCCAUUGCCGCGCUGAACGCCCCGAAUCUUCUCACGGAGCCGGACAUUGAGAAUAUCAAACUACGCCUUGGGAAGAAGACGUGCCUUUGGAAGAGGAAAUACGUUGCGGGCUGGUACCCAGAGAUCAUCGAUAUGCUCUUUGCGACUCUGUCCCUGGGGCUGCCGCUGCUGAUCGUCGUCGUGCUUAAUCUUGCAAUCGUUUCCCGGGUUUUCGGUCGAAAGGGAGACCAAGAAAGAAUGGGCGUGGUCCAGGCUAAAUCGGACGGAAACAACCAGGCAUUAGUCCUCCUUUUCAUUGUUACGGGAGUUUUCGUUGGCACAAAUCUUCCCUGGAUCAUAGAUAAUUUGGUUUGGGCGUAUUUGAUAGAGCUGGUGACGGGACAGCCGUACUCGACGAACUAUAGACUAUACAGGAUGCGUCCUGUCAGCUAUGAGUGCGUCCUAUUCCUGAUCUUCGCCAACUCCUCCAUCAACUUUUAUAUCUACUGCCUGGGCUGCAGGAAAUUCCGGAAGGAUCUCGUCAAAAUGUUUAACCAAAGUUUCCGGAAAAGGACACAGGAUGUGCAAUACCUGCGACAGUAAAUUUGAGUACGUUCGGUAUGAGAGACACAUUUUUGGUCCACCCGGUAUCUCCUUAUUAGUGCGUGCGACGCUUUAUGUCAUGUAAUGUUUACAUUUAAUGGAUGUUUAUUUGGCAAGAAAUACUUCGUCGUAUGAUUACUAAAGUAUAUCAUAAGCAUGAUUUAAAUACAGCACGCACGAUUCAUGCGCGCGUUUUAGGAAGCAGAUUAAUUACACCCUUCGAGUAUCAUAUUUUUCCUCAUUUUUUGAUUAGGAUUAUUUGACAAUACUAUUGACUUCAGUGUUUCAAAACCUGUUAUUACAUCCAUUCAACAUAUUUUUACAAUGCGACAUUCUAAAAGUAUCGGCCAAAAGUUCACGCAAAGUUUAAUUAUGCAUGGUGUUCGCUUUUGGUGUCUCGGAGAAAAAAAGUCUGCUUCUUCCAUUUGUCAAACGAUAAUAAUGGUUCUGAAUUUUAAUUAGUGCUAAUUUUUAUUGGGAUAACAAUCAGUCAAAUCGGCGAGACGGGAAAAGUAGCAAAAUUAAUUCAUCAAUGUUCAAUUGAAAAUAAUACUUUACGUGUCAGAGCAAGCAGAGAUGGGAAAAUGAGUCUAAAACUUCCCCGCGGGCAUAAUCAAGAUAGCGUUGAAUGUUGUCACGCAGUUUAUAAUAAGAUACCACGACCGAAUUAUUAUGCUUAAUAUUAAUAAUAAUCAAGUUAGCAAUUAUGAUAUUUUUCACGCGAUCGCAACUUGUAAUUUUUAAUUCUUCACAUGCGCUCCAA
Messenger RNA from Lineus longissimus, 1556 nucleotides. Its product is annotated as probable G-protein coupled receptor 139. The transcript is spliced from 3 exons. Gene Ontology annotation, biological process: G protein-coupled receptor signaling pathway. The record is from RefSeq and is a predicted model, not a curated record. Bases 2 to 793 code for a protein of 263 amino acids. Gene Ontology annotation, cellular component: plasma membrane. Lineage: Eukaryota; Metazoa; Nemertea; Pilidiophora; Heteronemertea; Lineidae. Gene Ontology annotation, molecular function: G protein-coupled receptor activity.